Molecule: messenger RNA, 1676 nt
Organism: Pistacia vera
Lineage: Eukaryota; Viridiplantae; Streptophyta; Magnoliopsida; Sapindales; Anacardiaceae
Product: protein PYRICULARIA ORYZAE RESISTANCE 21-like
Exons: 3
Coding region: 930-1676 (248 amino acids)
Biological process (GO): regulation of defense response to fungus
Molecular function (GO): metal ion binding
Source: RefSeq, a predicted model, not a curated record
GUCUAUUAACUCUGCAACAACCGCCACCGCCACUACCACCCCAGCUAUCGUAAACCGGCCUCCCGUAAUAUCCAAUAUCCGUCAUAACAUCUUGGCGCGCAACUCUCACGGGAUUCCUCUCAGACUUUGCUCGGCUAUUCUGAUCCUGAUUGGGCCGGUUGUCUCGUCACUUGGCGUUCAACAACCGGAUUUGCUGUUUAUCUUGGCCACAACUUAAUUUCAUGGUGCUCUAAAAAGCAAACUACCGUGGCACGCUCUAGUGCUGAGGCCGAGUACCGUGCUCUUGCCUCUGUUGCUGCGGAACUCUCAUGGACACUUCAACUUCUUCGAGAACUCCAGAUCACCCUCCCCUCUCCUCCGAGACUCUUAUGCGACAACAAUAGUGCCAUAUUCAUUGCUUCCAACGCGGUCACCAAAUCUCGCUCCAAACAUAUUGAUAUUGACUAUCAUUUUGUUCGGGAACUUGUUGCUUGAAAGGUUAUUAGUCUCGGCUUUGUCCCCUCACACCUACAGCUGGCAAAUGUUUUCACAAAAGCGGUGGCCAAAUUGCAGUUUUUAUUGGAUCGUGGCAAGUUGUGCGUUUUUCCUCUUUCUACCACGUCAACUUUGAGGGGGGAUAUUAGAGGAAAAUCUGAUUCCUCAGAUUAUGACCAAGAUAUCAGUGAUUCUCCACAAUUAUGACCAAGAUAUCAGUGAUCCUCCACAAUUAUGACUAAGAUAUCAGUGAUUCUCCACUAUUGUAGUGGUUUAUUUUCCUUGUAUAUUUGUUUCCAUAUUUGUAUUUGUACAGCUACCUUGUAUCUUCUGUCUAUAAAUGAAUAUCUCCUCACAGCAUAUUUGCUGAGGCAUUUCCUUUACACACUCCAUAAUAAAUAAUAAUCUAUCACUCUUCUUUGUGCUCCGAGGUUCAGAUCUGAGCACUCACAGAAAUGGCAGAGGUUACGAUAAUGCUGCUGAAAGUUGACCUCCAGUGCUCAAAGUGUUACAAGAAAGUGAAGAAAGUGCUUUGUAAAUUUCCAGAGAUACGAGACCAAGUUUACGACGAGAAGCAAAACACGGUGACGAUAAAAGUGGUUACCUGCUGUCCUGAUAGAUUGAUGCAAAAGAUAUGCUGCAAAGGCGGUAAAGCAGUCAAGAGUAUCGAAAUCAAGCCACCUGCAAAGCCCAAAGAGCCCGAGAAGAAGAAAGAACCAGAGAAGGAAAAGCCCAAGGAGCCCGAGAAGAAGAAAGAACCAGAGAAGGAAAAGCCCAAGGAGCCCGAGAAGAAGAAAGAGGCAGAGAAGCCAGAAGAUCCCAAACCAACAAAACCAAAAGUUGUUAUUGUCGACCCACCACCGAAACAGAAGCCACAACCACCCAAGGCGUCUGAUCCAGCACCAACUCCCAAGGCUAUUGUACCAGCAACAACUCCCAACGCUCCUGUACCGGAACCGGGUUACCCACCGGGCUACCCGAAUUACCCAUUUGGGGCGUGCUGCAGGGAGUGUAAUGGGGGGCAUGGAGUGGGGCCAUGUCAACAGCUUGGUUAUGGAAGACCUAUAUAUUAUGAUGGUUAUUACGGACGGCCGGUUUAUGACAGUUGGGGCGGCGGUGGCGGUGAUUGGAGUAGAGGUAAUUGCAGGAGUCGUGGAGAUUACUUCUGUGAAGAAAAUCCUUCAACUUGCUCAAUUAUGUAA